AUGAAGAAAAGUCGGCUAGUCGCGAAAAAUGGCUUAUGCAAUGUAUUUAAUACGAAUGUGCCCAAAAAGGAUAGGCAAUACCUCAGGGAUAUUUUUACGACUAUGAUUGAUGUGAAAUGGAGAUACAUGUUGUUUAUAUUCGCUCUUGUCUUCGUGCUGAGGUACAUUACAACAGAAUGUCCUCUUGCUGGUUUCACUGUAUGUCUACAGGCCGUCUGUGGCCUAUUAAUACAAAGUUUCAUGGUUGGAUUAGUUUUUGCAAAAAUGGCAAGACCAAAGAAGAGAGCCGAAACAAUAAUUUUUAGUGAGAAAGCCGUCAUCUGCCUCCGAGAUGGCCAACUGUGUUUCCUGUGUCGAGUAGGUGAUAUGAGGAAUACACAUCUAGUCGAAGCUCAUGUCAGGUUACAAUUCAUUUCUGACCGAGAAACUGCUGAGGGAGAGAUUGAGCCUCUCCAUCAAUUUGAAAUGAAAGUGGGCCCCACAAUUGCGGACGACGAUCGACUUUUUUUGGUUUGGCCCACAACGCUUUGCCACGUAAUCAACAAGGAUUCACCUCUUUAUGAGUACACAGCCAAUUCUUUGCUAUCGGCACAAUUCGAGAUCAUUUGUCUCCUGGAGGGAAUUGUAGAAUCGACGGGCAUGACAGCACAAGCGAAAACGAGCUAUUUACCAUGUGAGAUUUUGUGGGGCCAUCGUUUUCGCAAGUUGGUAACAUAUCAGAGGAGCAAUGGUUCCUACCAAAUUGACUAUAAUCUUUUCAAUAGCACUUAUGCAGUGAAGACACCACACUGCAGCGCUAUGGAACAUUAUGCUCAAGACUAUAAUCCAAAGGAUUACUUCUGUCACUAUAGCAAUGAGCAUAAACUGGAAGAUACGCGAUCCUGGGAGUCGAGCCCAGCUCCAUCGCCUUCGCCGUUCAAUCACUCUGUCCACCAUCUUUACCCUAACACUUGCAACAAUAAUAGUGAUAAUAAUAAAAGUAGUAGCGAGUCGGAAUCUCUGUUGGUGUCUCCACCAACAAUUGUUGUUCAAUGUCCUUCAUCGUGUUCGUCACCGAAUCAUUCGACUCAACGAUCGUUUGAUGUUCGCCCUCUCAUCUCUACCUUGUCAGAUAGCUGUCGAUCUGGAAGCAGUCUAUCAACAAGGCCUAGCACUGUCCUCUCUGAUCUCGAAGAAGAAUGUACGGAACAGAGUUCGCCCACUUCACGAAAUAUGGUUCAAGUGUCGAUGUGAUCCAUCUACAUUCUUAUUCCAUUCAGGAAAAAGCUCAGUAGUGGCACUACUCUCCGUUAUUUCUUUUUAUCGUCUUCAAGUGAUUCGCUACAUCUCACAAAGUCUUUUUGAUGUGAUUGUACUUUUGUGAUUUAUUCUUUAUGGUUUAGUCAUCACUCUUUUUUGUCUAGAAGAUCUCUGC
Messenger RNA from Cylicocyclus nassatus, 1414 nucleotides. NCBI's taxonomy places the organism in Eukaryota, Metazoa, Nematoda, Chromadorea, Rhabditida, Strongylidae. The record is from the annotation of a GenBank genome assembly.